AUGUACGACGACCUGCGGCUGGAGUGGAUCCGCCGCCUUGUGUGUACGUGUUUCCGUGUGCCGAUGGCUGCGGGAGAGAACGUGUUUGACCGACUGCUGCAGCGGGAGGACGGAGGGCGGCUGCGGACCGUUAAACACUUCCUGGGCUGGUCCACGAAGGAUCCGACCGUCUCGUGCCUGAUCUUCUGCAAGAGCGUGCGCGAGGAGGAAGUGGAAGUGCACGUGCCCGUCGGUACCGCCCGACAGACACCGGACAGUACCGAGGAGGCAGAGGAUGCAGAAGAGGAUGAAGAAACAGAAGACAGAGAAAAACCAGAGCCCUGUUAUAGGACGGAGCUCAAGGUUGUCUACCACACGGAUCUGGAGCUGUACGUCGAUCACUUCCCAACCAACUCCAGCCAGUUGCGCAUCUUUUACUUCUUGCGGUGGACAAAUGAGGUAGUUCCAGAGCCACAGAACAUGGAGGAGGCCUGUAGGCUGCUGCCAAAGGUCCUGAACAACGGCCUUCUGAAUGGACACCCUCUGGAAAUGAUGAGAAACCUGCUCACACAUAUCUACCUGCCAGGCUUGUCCAGAGAGAAGGGGCAGAUUGCUGGGGAGGAGCAGAGCGCAGAGGCCCUGGAGGAGGGUGAAGGUGACCAGGAACAAGGAGCCGAUGAAAAAGAAAAAGACAGAGAUGAAGGAGCAGAGAAGUCGACCGCCCUGAAGGCACCGAGCCAGCGGAUGGAGCGGGAUGAGCUUCUCCAUCGACUCUACAAGUUCUUAGGAGUGGUGAACACAACUAUGCAACAACUGCAGAUUCAAGAAGAGAUCCGGAGGCUUCAUGUUCCUGACUUGGAUCUGACGCAGGACACUGAGCUGCUGCUGAGUGAUGCAGAGCUGCUGGUCGAGCUGGAGCAGUGUCUGAUGAACUGGCAAACCCAGAUCACUGUGGUCAUCGAGGAGCAGCUGAGCAGGAAACCACAUGCUCCCGGACCCAUAGCAGAGAUUGGGUUCUGGCAGGAGCGUGCGUCCAUCCUGAACGCGCUGAGUGAACAGCUGCAGCAGCCCACCAUCCAGAGGGUCCUGGAGGUCAUGCGGCGCUCCCACAGAGGAAUCAUACAAACCUUGGAGGCCACGCUGGCAGAGCUGCACAAGUACCGCGUAGAGGCCGACGAGAACUUCCGCUUCCUGAGCACUCUGGAGAGACACUUCAUGAACCUGGCCGCAGGGAAGAGUCUGAGUAUGAUGUUGGAGACACUUCCUGCUCUGAUGAACAGUCUGGGCACCGUCUGGAUCAUCUCCUGUCACUACAACACCAGCGAGCGCAUGCUGCCGCUGAUGGAGCGCAUCGCCUGGCAGCUGUGUGAGCGCGUCAGCCAGGCCGUGCGUGUGCAGCAGCUGUACACGAAGAGCAGAGGCAUGGCCAUGGCUCUGGUGUCCGAUGCCAGACAGGUGCUAGAGCAGUGGAGGCGUUCGUACUUCGAGGUGCGUGCAGACAUCGAGGACCUGUGCCGAGUGCGACGCUGGGAGUUCGACCGCAAGAGGCUGUUCGAGCGCACAGACUACAUGGCCUCUGUGUGCCACAACCUGCACAGCACCCUGCAGGUACCACUCUGUCCCCACAACCUACACAACACCUGCAGGUACCGCUCUGUCCCCACAACCUACACAGCACCUGCAGGUACCACUCUGUCCCCACACCUGCAGGUACCGCUCUGUCCCCACAACCUACACAACACCUGCAGGUACCGCUCUGUCCCCACAACCUACACAGCACCUGCAGGUACCGCUCUGUCCCCACAACCUACACAACACCUGCAGGAACCGUUCUGUAAACACAACCUACACAGCACCUGCAGGUACCACUCUGUGUGCCACAACCUACACAACACCUGCAGGUCCCACUCUGUGUGCCACAACCUACACAACACCUGCAGGUACCACUCUGUGUGGCACAACCUACACAACACCUGCAGGUACCGCUCUGUGUGCCACAACCUACACAGCACCUGCAGGUCCCACUCUGUAAACACAACCUACACAGCACCUGCAGGUACCGCUCUGUCCCCACAACCUACACAGCACCUGCAGGUACCGCUCUGUAAACACAAUCUACACAACACCUGCAGGACUGGACUCCGCAUGACUCGCUGCUGUGUGCAGGUUUUACAAGAUUUCUACAACAUCUUUGGGCUGGAGCUGAAGAAUGUGACUGGAGACCCCAAACGCAUCGACGAGGUCCUGAGUCGAGUGGACGGCCUGGUGCAGCCCAUCCAGGACCUGAGCUUUGACCCCUUCACCCUCUCAAAGAUGCCUCACUGGAAGGCCAUCAUGCAGGAGUUUGACACCAAUGUGGAGGCCAUUGAAGGGGACGCCAUCCACUUCAUAGACCAGUCCUUCAAGACGCUGCGCUCGUCUUCCGCCGCCUUCGACAUGCUCCUGAAGUUCAAGCACAUAAGAACACGAGAGGCCAUUAACAGCCACCUGCUCCACAAAUUCACAGACGUCCUGGCUCAGUACUCCAAGGAGGUGGACACUAUUAACGACCUCUUUGAGAAGCGAAAGGAGAACCCCGAGAUGAUUGCAACAGAGCCCCCAGUAGCCGGCUCUAUCCGAUGGGCACGCUUCCUUGUGCACCGCAUCCAGGAACCCAUCCUUUCCUUCAUCAAAGAGAAAGACAUGAUGAAGAGCGAGCAAGGCCAACAGGCCAAAGAAAAGUACACAGAGCUGGCCUUGAAGCUGAGGGAUUACCAGAAGCAGAAACAUGAGACGUGGUGUAAGGACACAGCGAGUAGUCUGCCCCGGCUGCUCAAGAACCCCCUGCUUCAGGCCCACAGCCCGACCAAAGACCCGGAGGUUUCACCGGGGGCUGGCAGCGGUUUGCACCAGAGUGUUCGAUUCUCUGUUAACUUUGAUCAGAUCCGACAGAUCAUGGCCGAGACCAGCAACUUGGUUUCCAUGGGCUACACUGUGCCAGACCUGGCCAGAGAUGUGGCUCUGCAGGAGGACAAUUUAAUCAGAUAUGCAUGGGAGCUGCAGCAACUGGUCUCUCGCUUCUACAUGGUCAUGGAGAGUCUGAGCGACAGCAUGGCAGGGAUGCUGGCCAAACACAUCAAAACUUUGAGGAAGGAGAUGAGCUUCGGCUGCAAGACUUUCAACUGGAAAUCUCUGGGUAUUCAAGACUUCAUCAACCGGGGUGCACAAGCUGUGUCCAAGUUUGAGUCUUUGGUCACUCAGAUCAAGAAGAAUGAGAAGGACAUUGAGGGAAAACUGCAGUAUCUGGAGACGGCAAACCUCAUCAAACUGACAGGGAACAGUCAGUCUCAGGAGCUCCUCGGAGUGAAGCAGUUUUGCGAACGCAUCACCCAGGAGCGGGCCAAGACCGUGAGUGUGCUCAGCAAGAAGUACGGAGACAUCGGGAUUCUCAUCACCAAGACAGAGUUACUGAUCGUGGAGAGCAGCAGCGGCCGAGCCCCCUGCAUGGCCGACUACUACAAGGCCUGGGAGAAGCGCACGCUCGACUCGCUCAUCAAAAUGGUUCUGAGAAACAUCCACACAUUCAACGCAGCGCUCAUGGGCACCACUCCUCUGUUCCAAAUCGACGCCAUCCUGUCUGUCCCAAAGAUUGUGAUUCAGCCUUUGCGCAAUGAGAUCUACCGGCUGAUCAUGCAGUGUGUGCGAGACUGUGUGGAGAGCACCAAGCAUUUUGUCCGCUGGAUGAAUGGGACGUGCCUGGAGUGCCCCCCUCAGACUGUAGAAGGAGAUGAUGAGGUCUUCAUCUUCAGCUUCUACAGUGACGUGGUUCAGCAGCAGCAGAUCAAUGACAGUGCCAUGAGCCUGUCCCAGAACAUCAAGCGACUUCUUUUCUUCCUGGAACGCCAACUCACCCACUGGAAGAACUACAGUCCCCUGUGGGAAAAGAACAAGGUCAUUGAAGUGGAGAAGUUUGCCGCCCGCAAGCCCACUGUGGUUAAGUACGAUGACAAGCUGCAGUUCUUCUCUGCUCUGCGUCUGGAGCUGCUGCAGGAGCCACUUUACGCAGAGCACCAAAGCAUCCACCUGAACCUGGAGCCGCUCGUCAACACAGCCCUGGAGGCCGCGCAGGGAUGGAUCUCCUCUCUGGGUAGCUUUCUCAACAUGUCCGCCAAGGAAGACCUCUAUAGUCUGAGGGACCAGCUCAUGACUCUGUCCCAGGACCUCCACCAGAGCCCAGACUCCCUGGACGAGCUGAAGUGUGUGCUGGGGACCAUCGCACAGAUCCGCACCUCUGGUCUGUCUCUGCAGGUGGAGCUGAGGCAGCGGGACAUCCAGGAGCGCUAUCCUCCUCUCCUCCUCUGCUCCUCUGCUCCUCUCGUCUUCAGCCCCUAUGCUCCUCUCCUCCUCUGCUCCUCUCCUCUUCAACCCCUCUCCUCCUCUGCUCCUCUCCUCUUCAGCCCCUCUCCUCCUCUGCUCCUCUCCUCUUCAGCCCCUCUCCUCCUCUGCUCCUAUCCUCUUCAGCGCCUCUCCUCCUCUGCUCCUCUCGUCUUCAGCCACUCUCCUCCUCUGCACCCUCUCCUCUUCAGCCCCUCUCCUCCUCUGCUCCUCUCCUCUUCAGCCCCUCUCCUCCUCUGCUCCUCUCCUCUUCAGCCCCUCUCCUCCUCUGCUCCUCUCCUCUUCAGCCCCUCUCCUCCUCUGCUCCUCUCCUCUUCAGCCCCUCUCCUCCUCUGCUCCUCUCGUCUUCAGCCACUCUCCUCCUCUGCACCCUCCUCCUCUUCAGCUCCUCUCCUCCUCUGCUCCUCUCGUCUUCAGCCCCUCUCCUCCUCUGCACCCUCUCCUCUCAGCCCCUGUCCUCCUCCGCUCCUCUCGUCUUCAGCCCCUCUCGUCUUCAGCCCCUCUCCUCCUCUGCACCCUCUCCUCUUCAGCCCCUCUCCUCCUCCGCUCCUCUCGUCUUCAGCCCCUCUACCCUCUGCUCCUCUCCUCUUCAGCCCCUCUCCUCCUCUGCUCCUCUCCUCUUCAGCCCCUCUCCUCCUCUGCUCCUCUCCUCUUCAGCCCCUCUCCUCCUCUGCUCCUCUCCUCUUCAGCCCCUCUACUCCUCUGCUCCUCUCCUCUUCAGCCCCUCUACUCCUCUGCUCCUCUCCUCUUCAGCCCCUCUCCUCCUCUGCUCCUCUCCUCUUCAGCCCCUCUCCUCCUCUGCUCCUCUCCUCUUCAGCCCCUCUCCUCCUCUGCUCCUCUCCUCUUCAGCCCCUCUCCUCCUCUGCUCCUCUCCUCUUCAGCCCCUCUCCUCCUCUGCUCCUCUCGUCUUCAGCCCCUCUCGUCUUCAACCCCUCUCCUCCUCUGCACCCUCUCCUCUUCAGCCCCUCUCCUCUUCAGCCCCUCUCCUCCUCUGCUCCUCUUCUCUUCAGCCCCUCUCCUCCUCUGCACCCUCUCCUCUUCAGCCCCUCUCCUCCUCUGCUCCUCUCGUCUUCAGCCACUCUCCUCCUCUGCACCCUCUCCUCUUCAGCUCCUCUCCUCCUCUGCUCCUCUCGUCUUCAGCCCCUCUCCUCCUCUGCACCCUCUCCUCUUCAGCCCCUGUCCUCCUCCCUCCUCUCGUCUUCAGCCCCUCUCGUCUUCAGCCCCUCUCCUCCUCUGCACCCUCUCCUCUUCAGCCCCUCUCCUCCUCCGCUCCUCUCGUCUUCAGCCCCUCUCCUCCUCUGCUCCUCUUCUCUUCAGCCCCUCUCCUCUUCAGCCCCUCUACUCCUCUGCUCCUCUCCUCUUCAGCCCCUCUACUCCUCUGCUCCUCUCCUCUUCAGCCCCUCUCCUCCUCUGCUCCUCUCCUCUUCAGCCCCUCUCCUCCUCUGCUCCUCUCCUCUUCAGCCCCUCUCCUCCUCUGCUCCUCUCCUCUUCAGCCCCUCUACUCCUCUGCUCCUCUCCUCUUCAGCCCCUCUACUCCUCUGCUCCUCUCCUCUUCAGCCCCUCUCCUCCUCUGCCCCUCUCCUCUUCAGCCCCUCUCCUCCUCUGCUCCUCUCCUCUUCAGCCCCUCUCCUCCUCUGCUCCUCUCCUCUUCAGCCCCUCUCCUCCUCUGCUCCUCUCCUCUUCAGCCCCUCUCCUCCUCUGCUCCUCUCGUCUUCAGCCCCUCUCGUCUUCAACCCCUCUCCUCCUCUGCACCCUCUCCUCUUCAGCCCCUCUCCUCUUCAGCUCCUCUCCUCCUCUGCUCCUCUUCUCUUCAGCCCCUCUCCUCCUCUGCACCCUCUCCUCUUCAGCCCCUGUCCUCCUCCGCUCCUCUCGUCUUCAGCCCCUCUCCUCCUCUGCUCCUCUUCUCUUCAGCCCCUCUCCUCCUCUGCUCAUCUCCAUCUCUGCUCCCCUCUUUGGCCUCUCUUCUUCUCCUCUACCUCUCUCCUCUACCCCGCCUGCUCUUCCCUUGCUGUUCUCUUGCUCUGCUCUCCUAUUUGUGCCAUCUCCCCUCAGCUCAUGGUUUCUGAGGAGGAGCAGCAGUUGGCGGCCUCUUUACCUCAGAUGUGGACAGAGCUGUUUGCUGAAGCUCGCCGCGUGGACCGCAGCCUCACCAAAGUCAAGAAGACUUUCACUGAGAGCACAAAACUGAAGACAGAAGAGUUUAAGCAGGAAGUGAUGAUCUUUGCUGAAAGCUUCAACAUGCAUGGCCCAGGAGCAGUUGGGGACAACCUGGACAGAGGCCUGAGCAUCAUGGACAGUUAUGAGUCUGAACUGUCAAAGAUGGUGUCGCAGCGGCAGGAGCUGACCAGUGCUGAGAAGCUGCUGGACCUGGCGGUGACCGUUUACCCAGAGGUGGUGAGCAUGCAGAAGGACUUGGACGGCCUGAGGAUGAUCUACGACAUUUACCGAGCGCAGAAGGAGGCCAAAGCGCAGUGGUCCCAGACUCUGUGGGCAGACCUGGACUUCCAGCUGCUGCAGGAGGGCAUCGAUGGCUUCUUGAAGCGGCACAGACAGCUGCCCAAAGACGUGCGUGCGCUGCCGGUCUCCUUCUUUCUGGAUGCACGGAUGAAGGAGUUCAAAGAGUCUCUUCCACUUCUGCUGGACCUGAAGAACGAAGCCCUGAGGAACAGACACUGGAAGGAGCUGAUGGAGCGCACUGGGACCAGCUUUGAGAUGAAUCCUAAGAGCUUUACGCUGGAGAACAUGUUUGCGAUGGAGCUGCACAAGUAUGCGAGUGUGAUGGGAGACAUCGUCACGUCUGCAGUGAAGGAGCUGAGCAUCGAGAAGGCAUGUAUCUUUACAAACCCCAAACUCUUCAAUGGAGUGAAGGCGGUGGUGGACUCCUGGCAGAGGAUGUCCUUCUCCAUGCAGUCGUACUCUAAAGGGAACACUGAGCACAGAUCCAUCAUCGGCUCUGUGGAGGAGGUGCAGCUCAGUGUAGACAACGACUCCAUGAACCUGCAGAGCAUGGCGGACAGUCGCUUUGUGGGACCCUUCCUCUCCACCGUCCAGCAGUGGGAGAAGAACCUGUCCCUCAUCAGCGAGACACUGGAGGUGUGGUUGCUGGUGCAGAGGAAGUGGAUGUAUCUAGAGAGCAUCUUUACUGGGGAGGAUAUUCGUGCACAGCUGCCCGAGGAGGCCAAAAAGUUUGACAACAUCGAUAAGAAGUUCAAGGCGAUAAUGAGUGAUGCAGUGAAGGACCCCAACAUCAAGCGCUGCUGUCUGGUGGCCAACAGACUGGCUGAGCUGCAGGGUCUGAGGGACGGACUGGAGAACUGCCAGAAGAGCCUCAAUGACUACUUGGAUUCUAAACGAAAUGCCUUCCCACGCUUCUUCUUCAUCUCAGAUGACGAGCUGCUCAGCAUUCUGGGCAGCAGUGACCCCACAUGUGUCCAGGAGCACAUGAUCAAGAUGUACGACAACAUUGCUUCGCUGCAGUUUGACGGGGGCAGUGACGGGGAGCUGGUGGUCGGGGCCAUGGUGUCUGCUGAGGGGGAGGUGAUGGUGAUGAAGCGACCGGUCCCAGUAGAGGGCCGUGUGGAGGAGUGGAUGAGUGCUGUGCUGCUGGAGAUGAAGAGGACCAACCAACGCCUCACUAAAGAGGCCAUCUUCUACUACUGCAAGGACAAGAGCCGAGUGGACUGGAUGCUGCUGUACCAGGGGAUGAUGGUGCUAGCUGCCAGCCAGGCCUGGUGGACAUGGCAGGUGGAGGAUGCUUUUCGGCAGGUUCAGGUGGGAGAUAAACUGGCUCUGAAGAACUGCGCUGAGAAGCUCCAUCUUCAGAUUGACGAGCUGGUGACACGCAUCACGCAGCCCAUGAAGAAGAACGAUCGGCGCAAACUCAACACAGUGCUCAUCAUAGACGUGCACGCCAGAGACAUCGUGGACAGCUUCAUCCGUAAAAGUAUCAUGGAUGCUCGAGAGUUCGAAUGGGAGAGUCAGCUGAGGUUCUACUGGCAGCGUGAAGAAGACAGCUUGUUUGUGCGCCAGUGCAGUGCCUCUUUCUCCUAUGGAUACGAAUACAUGGGUCUGAACGGCAGAUUGGUCAUUACGCCCCUCACAGACCGCAUCUACCUCACCCUGACACAGGCUCUGUCCAUGUUUCUGGGUGGAGCUCCAGCAGGACCAGCUGGUACUGGAAAAACAGAGUCCACUAAGGACCUGGCAAAAGCUCUAGGCCUCCUGUGUGUCGUGACCAACUGUGGAGAAGGCAUGGACUACAUGGCAGUGGGGAAGAUCCUGUCCGGUCUGGCUCAGUGCGGCGCCUGGGGUUGUUUCGACGAGUUCAACCGCAUUGACGCUUCAGUGCUGUCCGUCAUCUCCUCUCAGAUUCAGACCAUCCGCAACGCACUCAUGCUCCACCUCAAGAGCUUUCAGUUUGAGGGCCAGGAGAUCAGUCUUGACAGCCGCAUGGGCAUCUUCAUCACCAUGAACCCAGGCUACGCUGGGCGCACCGAGCUGCCCGAGUCUGUCAAAGCUCUGUUCAGACCAGUGGUGGUCAUUGUUCCAGACCUGCAGCAGAUCUGUGAGAUCAUGCUCUUCUCUGAGGGCUUCCUCCUGGCCAAGGUCCUGGCUAAAAAGAUGACGGUGUUGUACAAACUGGCUCGUGAACAGCUGUCCAAACAGUCCCACUAUGACUUUGGCCUGAGAGCUCUGAAGUCUGUGCUGGUGAUGGCUGGAGAGCUCAAAAGAGGCUCUCCUCACCUGAGCGAGGAUGUGGUGCUGAUGCGUGCUCUGCGGGACAUGAACCUGCCUAAGUUUGUGUCCGAGGAUGUCCCCCUGUUCCUGGGGCUCAUCGCAGACCUGUUCCCGGGCCUGGACUGUCCACGCGUCCACUAUGCCGACUUCAACACAGCGGUGGAGAACACAUUGGAGGACAACAAAUAUGUGCUCCUGCCCGACCAGGUGGACAAAGUAGUGCAGUUGUACGAGACCAUGAUGACCAGGCACACCAGCAUGGUGGUGGGCCCCACAGGCGGAGGCAAGUCCGUGGUCAUCAGCACCUUAUGCCAGGCCCAGAGCAGGCUGGGAUUGCUGACCAAGCUGUACCCUCUGAACCCCAAAGCCAUGAGCGUCAUCGAGCUGUAUGGCAUCUUGGAUGCAGACACACGCGACUGGACUGAUGGCAUUCUCUCCAACAUCUUCAGAGACAUCAACCGCCCCACAGACAAGAAGGAACGCAGGUACAUUCUCUUUGAUGGAGACGUGGACGCUCUCUGGGUGGAGAACAUGAACUCUGUGAUGGACGACAACAGGCUCCUGACUCUGGCUAAUGGGGAACGCAUCCGCCUCCAAAGCCACUGCGCCCUGCUCUUUGAGGUAGGAGAUCUACAGUACGCCUCCCCGGCCACAGUAUCCCGCUGUGGGAUGGUGUUUGUGGACCCCAAAAACCUGCGCUACAGACCAUUUUGGCAGAGGUGGCUGGAGACCAGACCGCUCAAGGAGCAGGAGACACUAAUCCUGCUGUUUGAAAAGUAUGUGCCGUGCUGCAUCGACCUGAUCAUAGAUGGAGUGCAGGACGGUCAACAGGGCAAGAAGCUGAAGACCAUCGUCCCUCAGACCGACCUGAACAUGGUGAGCCACAACUCCGUGAAGCUGAUCAAGUUCGCGGACGACACCACCCUCAUUGGACUCAUCUCCAACAACGAUGAGUCCGCCUACAGGAGGGAGGUGGACCGGCUGGUGUCCUGGUGCAGUGGUAACAACCUGGAGCUGAACGCCCAGAAGACAGUGGAGAUGAUUGUGGACUUCAGGAAGAGCACUGUCCCCCCGCCCCCACCCUCCCUGAUUGACUCCCCCAUCACCUCUGUGGAGUCCUAUCGUUUCCUGGGCACCACCAUCACCCAGGACCUCAAGUGGGAGCCGACCAUCAGCUCCCUCAUCAAGAAGGCCCAGCAGAGGAUGUACUUCCUGCGGCAGCUCAGGAAAGUCAAGCUGCCUGCACAGAUGUUGGUGCAGUUCUACACGGCCAUCAUCGAGUCCAUCCUCACCUCCUCCGUCACCUCCUCCAUCACCUCCUCCAUCACCGUGUGGUUCGCUGGAGCCACAGUCACACAGCUGUGCGUUAUGUUGGACUGUCUUCUGGAGGAGGAGGCCCUGGAGCGCGACGUGGUGGAGGCCUUCUUCUUGGAGGCUCUCUAUUGCUCCUUAGGGGCUGCGUUACUGGAGACGGAGAGAGUCACGUUCGAUGAAUUUGUUAAGAAGGUGUCACUUCUGACCCUAGUUCAGGAAGAGAAGGUCUUUGCUACUCCAGGUGAAAUCCCAGGACACCUGCCCACUCUUUAUGAUUUCCAUUUUGACGGGAAGCAGAAGAAGUGGGUGUCUUGGAACUCUUUGGUGUCCAAAUACGUGCACAACCCGGACAUGAAGUUUGCAGACAUUUUAGUGCCCACCAUAGACACAACCCGCACUGACUGGAUUCUGGAGCAACAGGUGAAGUCCAAGUGCCCAGUGCUGCUGGUGGGAGAGUCAGGCACCUCCAAAACAGCUACCAUCCACAACUUUCUCAAGAACUUGGAUCCCUCCAAGGUCACAAUGACCAUCAACUUCUCAUCCAGAACCACUUCUAUGGACAUCCAGAGGAACUUGGAGGCCAAUGUGGAGAAGAGGACCAAGGAGACUUACGGCCCGCCCAUGGGCAAGAGAAUGCUCAUCUUCAUGGAUGACAUGAACAUGCCCAAGGUUGACAGCUACGGCACGCAGCAGCCCAUCGCUCUGCUCAAGCUGCUCCUGGAUCGCGGAGGCAUCUACGACCGCAGCAAAGAGCUCAACUACAAACUGCUGAAGGACCUGGGCUUCCUCGGUGCCAUGGGCCGAGCUGGAGGAGGCCGUAACGAGGUGGACCCGCGCUUCACCAGCCUGUUCUCUGUCUUCAGUAUUCCCUUCCCUGCCACCGAGUCUCUGCACCUCAUCUAUAACUCCAUCCUGCGGGGACACACCACAACAUUUGCAGAUGUGGUCCAGAAAGCUUGUAGCACAGUGACCAAGUGCACUCUGGAGCUGUACAACAACAUCAUCCGUGAGCUCCCCCCCACUCCCUCCAAGUUCCACUACAUCUUCAACCUGCGAGACCUGUCCCGAGUCUACCACGGGCUGACCCUGACCCACCCCGACAGGUAUGAGAGUGUGGCUAAGUUUGUGCGUGUUUGGAGGAACGAGUGCCUCAGGAUUUUCCACGACCGACUCAUCGACGAGGCCGACAAAACUCUGGUCCAAGGGUAUGUGUCUGGCCUGGUGCUGGAGCACUUUGGCCUAGAGGCGGAGUCUGUCCUAAAGGAGCCCACCCUGUUCGGGGACUACAUGACGGCUCUGAGUGAGUCCGAGCCCCGGGUCUACGACGACAUCCAGGACUACGAGGCCUCCAAGGCUCUGUUUGAGGAGAUCCUGGAGGAGUACAAUGAGGUGAAGUCCAGGAUGAAGCUGGUUCUUUUUGACGAGGCCUUGGAGCAUUUGACCCGGAUCCACCGCAUCCUCCGCAUGGACCGCGGACAUGCACUGCUGGUGGGAGUGGGGGGCUCUGGAAAACAGUCCCUCACCAAGCUAGCAGCGUUCACUGCAGGCUGCGAGGUGUUUGAAAUCACCCUGAGCAGAGGCUACGGCGAGUCCAACCUCCGCGACGACCUCAAAACGCUCUACCUGAAGCUGGGCGUGGAAAACAAGAAGUGUGUGUUUAUGUUUUCUGACGCACAAGUAGCUGAAGAGGGCUUUCUGGAGCUCAUCAACAACAUACUGACCUCAGGCAUUGUUCCUGCUCUGUUCCCUGAUGAUGAGAAGGAGUCUCUGCUGAACCAGGUAAGGGAGGAGGCUCAGAGCAGUGGAGUGGGCCACACCAAAGAGAGUCUGUGGAACUUCUUUGUCAACAAGUGCUCCAACAACCUACACGUGGUCCUUGGCAUGUCCCCUGUGGGCGACACUCUGCGGACGCGCUGCCGCAACUUCCCAGGGCUGAUGAACAACACUGUCAUCGAUUGGUUUCAGCCCUGGCCUCCGCAGGCUCUGCUGGCUGUGGCGCAGUCCUUCCUGGGUCACAACAGUAUGAUCCCAGAGGAGCACGCGACUGCUGUGAUCUCACACGUGUGUAUGGUUCACGACAACGUGCGCCACUACAGCAUACUUUUCCUGCAGAAACUCCGCCGUUGCAAUUUUGUAACCCCAAAGAACUACCUGGACUUCAUCAACACCUACUGCAAUCUGCUGGAGGAGAAGGACAAGGACAUCCUGGCUCAGUGCACGCGUCUCGAGGGAGGUUUGGACAAACUAAAGGAAGCCACGGAGCAGUUGGGAGAGCUGAACAUCAAACUGGCCGAGCAGAGGGUGGUUCUGGAGGAGAAGUCCACUGCCUGUGAAGCUAUGCUGGAUGAAAUACUCACCAACACCUCUCUAGCGGAGGAGAAGAAGAACCUGGCAGAGGAGAAGGCCAGUGAGGUUGUGGAGAACAACAAGGUGAUCGCGGUGGAGAAACAGGAAGCAGAAAGUUCUCUGGCUGAAGCCCUGCCUGCCCUGGAGGCUGCUCGCCACGCUCUGCAGGACCUGGAAAAGUCCGACGUCACAGAGAUCAGGUCUUUUGCCAAACCUCCCAAACAGGUGCAGGUGGUGUGUGAGUGCAUCCUGGUUCUGCGCGGCCACAAGGAGAUCAGCUGGCAAGCCGCCAAGGGGAUGAUGUCUGAGGCCAACUUCCUGCGCUCGCUUAUGGAGAUGGACUGUGACGCCAUCGGACACAGCCAGGUCUCCACAGUCAAAGGUUUUCUGAGGAACCUCAAAACCAACUUUGAAGAGAUGCAGGCCAUCAGUAAGGCUGGCUCUGGGAUGUUCAAGUUUGUGGAAGCCAUUGUCGGAUACUGUGACGUGGCCAGAUCCAUCAAGCCUAAGAGGGAAAAGGUGGCACGUCUGGAGAAAAACUUCUUUCAGAGUAAGCGUGAGCUGGAGCAGAUCCAGCAGGAGCUAGGUGUUUUGCAGCAGGAGAUCCAGGCCCUCAGGGACAAGUACCAGGCCGCUAUUGAAGAAAAUCAGCUGCUGCAGGAGGAGGCUGAACUGAUGGAAAGGCGGCUCAUCGCUGCAGACAAGCUCAUCUCUGGACUCAGCUCAGAGAACGUGAGGUGGACGAGGGACUUGGAGCAACUGCGACACAGGCGGGUGCAUCUCGUGGGGGACUGUCUCCUGUCAGCUGCCUUCCUCAGCUACCAAGGUGCUUUCAGCUGGGACUUUAGGGAUGAGAUGGUCUAUCAGAGAUGGGUGGAAGACAUCCAACAGAGAGGCAUUCCUCUGAGCCAGCCUUUCAAAGUGGAGCUCCUGCUGACGGACGAGGUGGAGAUCAACAGAUGGGGCUCUGAAGGCCUCCCGCCAGACGAGCUGUCUGUGCAGAAUGGCAUCCUCACCACACGAGGGAGCCGUUUCCCAAUGUGCAUCGACCCCCAGCAACAGGCCUUCAACUGGAUCAAGAAGAAAGAGGAGAGCAACAACCUGAAGAUUUCUUCAUUCAAUGACCCUGACUUCCUGAAGCACUUGGAGAUGGCCAUAAAGUUUGGCUUCCCGUUCCUCUUCCAAGACGUGGACGAGUACAUUGACCCAGUGAUCGACAAUGUGCUGGAGAAGAAUGUGAAGGGGGCAGAGGGCCGGCAGGUCAUCAUGCUCGGGGACAAGGAGGUGGACUACGACCCCAACUUCAGACUGUACCUCAACACCAAGCUGGCCAACCCCAAGUACUCUCCAUCAGUGUUCGGCAAAGCCAUGGUCAUCAACUACACCGGAGAUAAGCCAACUCUGCCUGUGACCCUGAAAGGCCUGGAAGACCAGCUCCUCAGUGUCAUCAUGGCCUACGAGAAGAAGGAGCUGGAGGAGCAGAGAGAGUUUCUCAUCCAAGAAACCAGUGAAAACAAGAAGCUGUUGAAGAACCUGGGAGACUCCCUGCUGCGAGAGCUGGCCACCUCCACAGGGAACAUGCUGGACAACACUGAGCUGGUGCACACCCUGGAGGAGACCAAGUCCAAGGCCCAUGAGGUGUCUGAGAAACUGAUGCUGGCCCAGAAGACAUCAGUGGACAUAGACAAACUGAGGGAUGGCUAUCGUCCUGCAGCCAAGCGCGGGGCCAUCCUGUUCUUUGUGCUGACUGACAUGGCUCUGGUCAACAGCAUGUACCAGUACUCUCUGGCCUCGUACCUGGAGAUCUUUGACUUCUCCCUGCGCAAGUCUCUGGUUGACUCUGUGCUGGAGGAGAGGCUCAAGAAUAUCAUGGACGCACUGACCUACAAUGUCUACAACUACGGCUGCACUGGUCUGUUUGAGAGGGACAAGCUGUUGUUCUCCUUCAACAUGACUGUAAAGAUGGAGCAGGCAGAGGAGCACGUGCCUCAGGACGAGCUGGACUUCUUCAUCAAAGGAAACCUGUCUCUGGAGAAGAGUCGCAGGAAGAAAGCGUGUGAUUGGCUGAUGGAGCAGAGCUGGGAGGAUGUCAUCAAACUGUCUGAGCUGUUACCAGAGCUGUUCGGGUCUUUGCCCGACGAUGUGGAAGCGCAUUCUGAGGACUGGAGGACUUGGUACGAUCUGGACGCUCCAGAACAAGCCGUGUUCCCGGGCAGAUACCAAGGCAGCCUGAGCGCGUUCCAGACCCUGCUGCUGCUGCGCUGCUUCAGAGUGGACCGAGUCUACAGAGCGGUGACCAACUAUGUGACUGUCACCAUGGGAGACACAUAUGUGCAGCCCCCGGUCAUCAACUUCGAUGCCGUGUACGAGCAGAGCACCCCCUUCUCUCCCAUCGUGUUCAUCCUGAGCCCGGGCUCAGACCCCGCUGCUGACCUCAUGAAGCUGGCUGAGCGCUCUGGUUUUCACUUCAAGUUCCUGGCCAUGGGACAAGGACAGGAGAAGGUGGCGCUGCAGCUGCUGGAGAAGUGUGCGUCUCGUGGCCAGUGGCUCAUGCUGCAGAACUGUCACCUCCUGGUGAAGUGGCUCAAAGAUCUGGAGAAGGCCCUGGAGAUGAUCACUAAUCCUAACCCUGGUUUCCGCUUGUGGAUUACCACCAACCCCAUCCAAGACUUCCCCAUCGGGAUCCUGCAGAAGUCACUCAAAGUGGUGACUGAACCUCCCAAUGGUCUGAAGCUCAACAUGAGGGCCACGUACUCCAAGAUCUCCAACAACUCCCUGGCCGCGUGCCCACACCCGGCUUUCCGCAGCCUGGUCUACGUGCUGGCCUUCUUCCACGCUGUUGUCCAGGAGCGACGUAAAUACGGCAAGAUCGGCUGGAACGUCCCGUACGACUUCAACGACUCUGACUUCUUUGUGUGCAUGGAGGUGCUCAACACAUACCUGACCAAAGCCCACACUCAAGGAGACGGCAGCAUUCCCUGGGGAAGCCUCAAGUAUCUCAUCGGGGAGGUGAUGUACGGAGGCCGCGCCAUAGACAGCUUUGACCGCAGAAUCCUGACCAUUUACCUGGACGAGUAUCUGGGAGACUUUCUCUUUAGCUCUUUCCGCUCCUUUCACUUCUUCCGCAACAAAGAUGUGGACUACAAGAUCCCCCCAGACGGACUCAAGUGUGUCUAUGAGGAUGAGAUAGAGUCACUUCCGUUAGCCAACAUUCCUGAUGUGCUCGGGCUGCAUCCCAACGCAGAGAUUGGAUACUACACCCAGGCGGCCAAGGACCUGUGGGCCAACCUGAUCGACCUGCAGCCUCAGACAGGACAGACCCCCCCUCUGAAGCCCCUGUGUCCCAGGACAGACCCCCCUCUGAAGCCCCUGUGUCCCAGGACAGACCCUCCUCUGAAGCCCCUGUGUCCCAGGACAGACCCCCCUCUGAAGCCCCUGUAUCCCAGGACAGACCCCCCCUCUGAAGCCCCUGUGUCCCAGGACAGACCCCCCUCUAAAGCCCCUGUGUCCCAGGACAGAACCCCCUCUGAAGCCCCUGUGUCCCAGGACAGACCCCCCUCUGAAGCCCCUGUGUCCCAGGACAGCCCUCCCUCCAAAGCCCCUGUGUCCCAGGAUAGACCCCCCCCUCUAAAGCCCCUGUGUCCCAGGACAGACCCCCCCUCUGAAGCCCCUGUGUCCCAGGACAGACCCCCCUCUAAAGCCCCUGUGUCCCAGGACAGAACCCCCUCUGAAGCCCCUGUGUCCCAGGACAGCCCUCCCUCCAAAGCCCCUGUGUCCCAGGGCAGACUCCCCCCCCCUCUAAAGCCCCUGUGUCCCUUUGCAGGGCAGUCCGGCGGCAGCGUCAGUAUGGACGAGCACAUCAGUCAGGUGGCCCAGGACAUCCAGAGGACACUCCCAGUGCUCUUUGACCUGGAUGUGAUCCGGAGGAGGAUGGGGGAGAAGGUGUCCCCCACUUCUGUGGUGCUGCUGCAGGAGCUGGAGAGAUUCAACCGACUCAUAGGACGCAUGCACAGCUCUCUGAGGGAACUGCACCGGGCGCUGGCCGGAGAGGUGGGCAUGAGCAGUGAGCUGGACAACAUCGCCCGAGCUCUGUUCAACGGCCACAUCCCGGCGCUCUGGAGGAGACUGGCCCCGGACACUCUCAUGUCACUGGGAAACUGGAUGAGCCACUUCAGGAGGAGACACGAGCAGUAUCACACCUGGUUGCAGCAGGAGCCCGCUGUCAUGUGGCUCUCAGGGCUCCACAUCCCAGAGUCGUACCUCACAGCUCUGGUGCAGACGGCCUGCAGGAAGAACGGCUGGCCCCUGGACCAGUCCACUCUGUACACACAGGUGACCACCUACUGCAGCGAGGAGGAGGUGCAGGACCGUCCCACGCAGGGCUGCUUUGUCAGUGGCCUGUACUUGGAGGGGGCAGAGUGGGACAUGGAGCAGAACUGUCUGGUGCGGAGCAGACCCAAAGUCCUGGUGUCGGAGUUGCCCAUUCUCCGCAUCAUCCCCAUCGAGUCCCACCGCCUCAGGCUGCAGGGGACCCUGCGGACUCCGGUCUACACGACGUCGGAGCGCCGGAACGCCAUGGGGGUGGGGCUGGUGUUUGAGGCAGACCUGAGCACCAAGAGCCACUUGUCCUUCUGGAUUCUGCCUGGAGUCUGUCUGCUGCUCAACUCAGACUGA
Knipowitschia caucasica is the source of this 17424-nucleotide messenger RNA. Lineage: Eukaryota; Metazoa; Chordata; Actinopteri; Gobiiformes; Gobiidae. The record is from the annotation of a GenBank genome assembly.